UGCUAGCCGUGGUUGGAGGUAGACGCGUUGACCCUUUGUCUCCCUGCCUCCCGUCACUCGCUCGGAUGCGAUGAGCUCAAGUCGUGAGUUUUGAGAGAACGUGAUGCGCAGCGCUGCUUCUCGUCCCCUCUGAGACAGAAACCGUACUUCGAGUCAAACGCUCGCCGGCGGAGGAGCCGUUAUACGUGUUCAGCAGGAGGACAAGCGGAACCAACAAUGGAAAAAUUCGAAAAGAAGUUCGUGAAGGAGGAGCGAGGGAGGGAUCUGGAGAGCAGUAGGCCGGAUGCGAAUAACAACAAUGACAAUAACAGUGACAGCAACAGCAGCUCCCCCGAGGAGCACUCCGACGCGGCCAAGUCCCCGGGCCCCUCCGGCGGGAAGUACCAGCUGCGGCCGCGGUCGGUUCACGCCCGGCGCCUCUGCGACAGCGACUGGAGCUUCGGGGAGAGCCUGCGACACAAGCCGCGUGCGGCGCCGCUGUCCAGGUACCGCAGGAAGACCGCCAACGCCCGGGAGCGCUACCGCAUGCGGCAGAUCAACACCGCCUUCGAGAGCCUCCGCGGCGUGUUGCCGUCGUGGGUGUGCAGUCGCCGCGCCGCCUCGGACAUGACCAAGAUCGCCACGCUGAAACUCGCCUCCGCCUACAUCCGGUCCCUGCAGGACAUCCUGGACGGCAGCGCCCCGCAGGACACGUGCUCGUGGGUCCUGUCCACUAUCCUGGAUGGCCCCUCGGCCAAGCAAAAGGCAACCCCGAGCGACGCUCUCUCCAGCAAGCUCAGCGCAGGCAUGAAGCCCGACCACGAGGCGAGCGAAAUCGCCCACACUUCCGUCGAGGCCGACUUCGUGUCCCUCCUGUGUGAGGCGUCCAGUUCGCAGGCGUUCGAGGACAACCUCGCGGCGUUCCCCUACCUGACGUCGAUGUCCGACCCCGACCCGGUGUCCCUCCUGCUGGGGGUGCCUGACCCGAGCCCCGGGUGCUGGGAGGGCGCCGGGGGAGGCAGUGGGGGUCAGCACGGGGCUCCCCUCGUCACUUGAUGAAGGCGUCGCCCUAUGCCCUUCGGUACCCCACUGCCUGAUGCUACGUAAUCCUAUAAACAGAAAAAGAGAGAGAAAACAAUAACAUAGAUAUUUUCUGUUGUUCAAUGAUGAUACCUUACGUGACUGUGAUAAUACAAGAUCCUUGUAGAGAUACUCCUGAAACUUGUCAUAAUUUUGUGAUGAAACAAAAAGAUUAAAUGUGUUUCAAGUAUG
Messenger RNA from Penaeus chinensis, 1251 nucleotides. Its product is annotated as neurogenin-1-like. The coding region runs from base 217 to 1035 and encodes 272 amino acids. The transcript is spliced from 2 exons. The record is from RefSeq and is a predicted model, not a curated record. NCBI's taxonomy places the organism in Eukaryota, Metazoa, Arthropoda, Malacostraca, Decapoda, Penaeidae. Gene Ontology annotation, molecular function: protein dimerization activity.